AUGACCUCCACCACCACCACAGCAACUUCCACCACCUACACGACCACUCCCAAACCUAGACUCGGACUCUCGAAACCAGCACGCACCGGCCGAGGCCUCAGCGGCAUAGCUACAGCAUCAACCCCGAAUCUCAACCAGCUCUACUCGUCCCAGGCCCCGUCUCUGUCAUCAUCGCGCCUUGUCCCGCCGGCGCUGUCGCGCAAGGCUUCCUACGCCGCCCUCACGCAAAACUCUCUGGCCACCAUCCCCGAUGAUACCGAAGCCUACGCUCUUCACUCCGUCCUAAACACCACCGACAACGACGCUAUGCCUCUUUCUAUCAACCCCGGCACCAUGAGCACCGGCGAUGAGAUCACUAUUGGUGACAUGGUCGAGGUUCCCGGCAACAUGACCGGUACUGUUCGCUUCAUCGGUUCAGUCGAUGGGCGCAAGGGUAUCUUUGCCGGAGUCGAACUUCACCGCGAGUUUGCCUCUCGCGGAAAGAACAGCGGUGAUGUCGAUGGUGUCUCCUACUUCAACACCAGCCUGCCUGGGGCUGGUAUUUUCCUCCCCCUAUCCAAGGCCGUCAAGCGGGAUGCCGGCAGCGGCUCCCUCCCUCGCACGCCCACCGAUCUUGUCCCACCCGGACCCGCGUUGAAGCUCGGAGGCCGUGCGCCGGCUACCCCCUCUAUACGAAAAUUCAGCCAAUCUGUCGGGCCCGGUGCUGUUCGUCCGGAGUCGCCCAUGAGGCGACUGCAAAUGACUCCCGGAUCGCGCACUUCGCUUGCCACACCAGGCCCUCCAGGACGAUUCCCCAGUCCACAGCCUAACAAGUUUUCUCAGAGCGUUCGCGGAGUGCCUGGAGACACGGGCAAGCGACUGCCCUCACAUACGAGGAAAGGUAGUGUCGGACCUCGUAGUAUAUCCUCCCUUGGCAAUGCUCACCAGCCAAACUUUGACGAUGAAGAUGCUGCUUCUGUCAGCGGACACAACAACGGAGGUGUCACUGCCGGGUCUAUCCCAGGAAUGAGGUUUCGCGCCCCCUCGCGGGCAGCCUCGCGCCUUGGUAAUGCCCACGAAGAGGAGCUAGAGAAACUCAGAACUCAGCUUGAAGACCGCGAGAGGCAACUAAGGGACCAGGCAGCAACACUGGUCGAGAUGGAAAGCAGUCUUACCGAGCUUCAGGCUCUCAUCGAGAGCUCGGAAGGCUCGUUGCGCGAUCGAUCACGACAAGAAGAAUUCGAAGAUAAGGACGUUGCUCAGCUUCGAGCAUUAUUGCAGGAAAAGAACGACAAGAUUGCCCUGCUGACUGCCGAGUUUGACGCACACCGGGCUGACUUCCGGAGCACUAUUGAUACCCUGGAGCUGGCGAGUUCAGAAACCGAAAGGAUCUACGAGAAGAAGAUCGAGGAACUUAUGCAGGAGAAUCAGGAGCUGAGGGAACGAACCGAAGAUGUGGAUGCCGUUGCUAUACAGCUUAAACAACUGGAAGAGUUGGUUCAGGAACUGGAGGAGGGCCUUGAAGAUGCCCGUAGAGGGGAAGCAGAGGCCCGGGGUGAGGUUGAAUUCCUCCGUGGAGAGGUAGAAAGAACGCGUACCGAGCUCCGCCGGGAAAGGGAGAAGGCGCAGGCCGCUAUCAACGGCGCAAAUGGCUCCCCGGACAGCGGCCCUCUUGCCAAGGAACUUGAACAGAAGGAGGACGAGAUCAGAGGCCUUAAGGCUAUCAUUCAUUCACUCAGCAGAGAUUCUGCUCCCGGUGAUGAUGAUGAUGAUGAUGCCAUGACGCCAACCGCCAAGACCGGCGAAUCUAUCGAGGAUCGCCUCGCUCGUGAGAAGCUCGAGCGCGAGGUCGCGGAGCUUCAUGCCAUGCUCGACAGCAAGGCCAGUCGCGAGGAGGAGCUUGAGCGUGAGAUUGAGAUGCUGCGGAGAGGCAACGCUGUAAGCGAGUCGAACCAUCGUUCAAGCACCAUGACGGUCGGCAGCAACAACGAGCGCAGCUCGCAGCGUGAGUCACGAAGCAUUGUGGUACCUGUUCCCCAGACUACGGACAAGGCCCUCAGGAGCCGGGGAUCAACUCUCGAGGCGAUGCCCGAAAGUGACUCCUACAGCGCCGCAACCGACAACGGCGCUCUCUGGUGCGAGCUCUGUGACACUUCUGGCCACGACAUCCUUAGCUGCACCAACAUGUUCGGUUCUGCCAACGCGACCGAGAACGCCACCCACAAGCAGCAACAGAGCAAGUCGCAGUCUCUUGCCUCCGACCUCGAGGACGAUGACGAGGAGGCGGACGAGGACAAGGACGAUAUUGUCAGCGCCGUCGGCUCCAUGGCUAUUUCCACCAAGGACGACGACAUCAAGCCGGCGCCCCUUUCCCCUACCAGGGCCAGGACGCAGCCCCUGACUCCUCAGCCUGCCGCCGCUGAGCCCACUUCCCGGUCUACUACUCCCUUGGAGCCUAUCCCCACGGAUCCUAUCGUGCCAUCUGUCACUGUUGCAAAGGCAGCGCCCCUGCCCAACCUGAUGGAGUCGGGUCCCGUAGCCGGCAAGGAGAGUGGAGUCGUGGAUGCGUCCAAGUGGUGUGCCUUGUGCGAGCGUGACGGUCACGAUAGCGUUGACUGCCCCUUUGAAGACGAGUUUUAGGGGACUGUUGGAUUAAGCAAGGCUUUUGACGAUAAUAAGAUGAUGAUGGGGAAGAUGCCGCCGCCGCCGACGACAGCUGGGAAGAGGAGCGAGAGGGUGUAGCGAUGGAUGGUAACAUCUCGUAUGAACUGAUGCUUGGCGUACCUAUCUGCCUAUCUACCUAUCUAUGUUGCCUACCCCUCUACCAUUCCUCAUUCUUUCUCAUUGACGCUGCACACUGAAAACCACGCAUCCGUACUCUUUGUGCCUUUCGCACCAUCGAUCGAUAUCCAUCCUUACCGAACUUUAUCAACAUCGUUCUCACCAUCAAUCAUUUUCAAGCAAGUUAAACACCAAACGACAAAUACCAGACACGGUUUCUGGAAUAAAUUUGUCUGCAGUGGAACCAAACCACUACGGAAAUUUGAAAG
Molecule: messenger RNA, 3029 nt
Organism: Neurospora tetrasperma FGSC 2508
Lineage: Eukaryota; Fungi; Ascomycota; Sordariomycetes; Sordariales; Sordariaceae
Exons: 2
Coding region: 1-2619 (872 amino acids)
Source: RefSeq, a predicted model, not a curated record